This is a messenger RNA of Musca vetustissima, 428 nucleotides long. Its product is annotated as trafficking protein particle complex subunit 2-like protein. The record is from RefSeq and is a predicted model, not a curated record. Bases 12 to 428 code for a protein of 138 amino acids. Gene Ontology annotation, biological process: endoplasmic reticulum to Golgi vesicle-mediated transport. NCBI's taxonomy places the organism in Eukaryota, Metazoa, Arthropoda, Insecta, Diptera, Muscidae. Gene Ontology annotation, cellular component: cytoplasm; nucleus; TRAPP complex. The transcript has a single exon.
UAAAAUCAAAAAUGGCAGUUUGUGUUGGUAUUAUUGGCAAGGAUAAUUCGCCCUUGUACUUGUCUACGACGGAUAUGGACAAGGAGUUGGAAUUGCAGUAUCGCGUCCACGCUUCGUUAGAUGUCGUAGAAGAGAAGUGCCAAGCCGGUGUUAAAGGAACACCAGAAACUAAAGAAUUAUAUUUGGGUCAAUUAUAUGCAACUGAAACUCAUAAAAUAUAUGGUUUUGUGACAAAUACAAAAAUCAAAUUCAUUCUGGUGAUUGACUCUGGUAACAUAGCUCUUCGUGAAAAUGAAGUUCGAGCGAUGUUCCGAAAUCUUCAUAUACUAUAUACGGAUGUCUGUAACCCUUUCUUCUUACCUGGAGAACACUUAGACUCGAAGAAAUUUGAUCGCGCUGUACAUAAGCUUAUGAGCGGAAACAUUUAA